AUGGAAUCUAUGGAUGUUGAUUGGGAUGUAGUAACAGAGAUAGCAAAUACCUGCGGCGCGGACCACCGUAUCACUUCCAAAGUUAUAACUUUGCUUAAUUCUGGAAACACUCUCCCUUUCAUUGCUCGUUAUCGCAGAGAGGCUACAGGAAAUCUUAAUCCCGAUGUACUUCGUGCUAUUAAAGCUAAACUUUCUCAGUGCCGUGAGGUGAUAGAAAAGGUUAACAGCGCCUAUACACAACUUUCUGCUAGAGGUUUGAUGACUGACGAGCUAAGAUCUAACUUACGUCGUUGCAAGACUACUUCUGAUGUUACUUUUAUUGAAUCUGUUCCAAAAACUCUUGCCUCUAAAGCCCGAUCCGCAGGGCUCGAGCCAUUGGCUCUUGCUAUUUUUCGUAAAGGAGAAAAAGUGGACUUUUCAAAUGCGAACUCUAAAUUAUCUACUAUGGAGGUCAAAACUGGUGUUUUGCAUAUUAUGUCUGAAUGGAUUUGCAAAGAUAUUGCCGUUUUACAAGAAGUGGAAUCCCUGUGCUUUAAAAUUCCUCCAAAUCUUGAGACAAGUAAAAUAGUACAGAAACAACCUACUCCUAAUGUUUCAAAACACAACACUCUAAGAGAUAUGGCUAUUUAUAGACCCUAUUUUAAUUUCUCAAUGCCUUUUAAUCACAUUCCUCCACAUAAGAUAUUAGCAAUAAAUCGUGGUGAGGAUAGAAAAAUAUUGAGAGUGAAAUUGUCCUUUUCCGAUCGUUUAGUCUCUCGAAUUCGAGCCAUAGUUGGCCGCUACUUUCUACACCAUAUCCACCCAACUCAUCAUAACUUACUUUGGUGGGCUUUUGAUGAUGGUUGGAAGCGUCUAAUGAAACCCUGUCUCACUCGAAAACUGAGGUCUCGUAUGACCUCUGAUGCUCAAGAAACAUCUCUACUUGUUUUUGGAGCCAAUUUGAGACGAAUUUUAAUGACAGCUCCACUUAGAAACGCACCUUUACCUUCUGCUGGAGAUCUGAAUGCAAAAAUGAUUGAUCCUAAAGAUGAAGUACCUGCACCUGAUGUUGUCUCAUCUAGUCUUGGUGCGCCUGGUGAUAGGUUACCAGUAGUUGGACUUGAUCCGGGAUUUCGUCAUGGAACCAAAUGGGCUGCUUGUGAUCCCCUCGGUGUUGUUAUAGCCACAGGGAUUUUACAUGUCACUGUUAGGAAACCGGAGCAAAUCUGCAAUCAAACGGAUAGUAGAGUUCAAGCUCUUGUUACGACCAUGAUUAGCCACGGAAUUAGUACCAUCGCUCUUGGUAACGGCACAGCUUGCCGUGAGACGGAAAAAUGGUUAACCAAUGCUAUUAAAUCGGGUCUCUUUUCGCCCCUCCCUGUUCGCUAUGCCAUUGUAAACGAAUGUGGUGCUUCUACAUAUUCAGUCUCUCCUUUGGCGUGCCAAGAGUUACCCGAGCUGGAUGUGUCCCUGCGUGGGGCUGUAUCGAUAGCCCGGCGUCUACAAGAUCCCCUGGCAGAAAUGGUGAAGAUUGAACCCCAGCAUCUGGGAGUUGGAAUGUACCAGCACGAUCUUCCGCCACGAAAGCUUCAAGCGGAAGUUGAAGAGGCAUUGGAAGAAUGUAUCUCCUUUGUCGGAGUGGAUGUUAACACUGCUCAAAAGCAUGUACUCGCACGAGUAGCUGGUCUUUCUCAAUCCAAAGCGCUUGAGAUUAUCAACUACCGAAUCAAGCAUGGUCGAUUUCGUUGUCGAAAUGAAAUUCUCAAAGUGAGGGGAAUUGGAGCAAACACUUUUGCACAGUGUGCUGGUUUUCUGCGAGUCAAACCAGAGUUUUCAAUUACCAGAAUGGACGCUUCAAAAGAUGUCGAAUUUAUCUCACUCUGUUCAGACGAAGAAGUCGGAAAGUCUGAUGACGUAGAUAUGAAGGUGAUCUCUCUUGGUAGAAAGCGGAAUCGUCUGGUUGCCAUGGAUACACAAUCUCCAACCAAGAGAUCGCGUAUCAUAAUACCUGAACCGAAUCCCAAUGACUUCUCCUUUAACCCUCUAGAUCAAACAGCUAUUCACCCGGCCUCAUAUCAUAUUGCUACCGCUCUCAUUAGGCACUUGAAUUAUGAAGUUUGCGAUAUUGGAAGCACUGUUCUUCGUAACUCUGCUAAAGCUUUAUUCGCGUCAAAAGAUCGUGACACUGUCCUUUCCCUAUUUACGACAGAGGAGUUUGGACUGGAGACACUAUGUGAUAUAUUGGAUGCUCUAUGUCGUCCAUUGGACUUUGAUGAACGUCAGGACCUCUUUACACCAAUGUUCCGCUCCUCUGUUAUUUCCAUCACAAACCUGAGUCCAGGUUUGGAGGUACAGGGUUGUGUUAGGAAUGUAACUACCUUCGGUGCUUUUGUGGAUAUUGGUGUGGAAGUUGAAGCUCUGAUCCCUAUUAACCAAUUUCCCCGACCCUCAUCCAACAGAAGAAACGCUGGAAGUAGUAGUAGUCAAAUUGGCUGUACCAGAAGUAUUCUGCAACAAUCUGGCCUUCGCCUUGGUGAUAGGAUCAAGGCGAAAAUUAGCUCUUCCCUACAUCUUCACAUCUCAGUUGAGUUGAGAUCAUGA
Molecule: messenger RNA, 2580 nt
Organism: Rodentolepis nana
Lineage: Eukaryota; Metazoa; Platyhelminthes; Cestoda; Cyclophyllidea; Hymenolepididae
Source: the annotation of a GenBank genome assembly